GCAGACACUGCCUUCAAGCAGCAGCGACUGAGGGCAUGGCAGCCGAUUCUCACUCCCAAGUGGGUCAUUUCCUCCUUCUUUGCUGUUGGAGUCGCUUUCAUCGGAAUAGCGAUCGGAAUACUUGGAGCAUCCAACCAGGUUCAAGAAUUGUCCCUGCAGUAUGAUGCAAAAUGCGAAAAUCACUUCAUGUCUUGGAAUGCUUCAUCAUAUUCCGAGUGCAUCCUGAAUUUCACCCUUCCCUCAAACGACAAAUGGGCAACAAGUGAAGUUUAUGUGUAUUACGAAUUGUCCAACUUUUAUCAGAACCAUCGGCAAGCUCCUUUUCUGCAACUUAAUCCGUUUGAUUCUGAUGCUUUCGGAUUUGCAGAUAAGUUUCAAGACCCUCAGGACGCGAGCAAAGAACUGUACAUGUACCCUUGUGGGCUGGUAAAUGGCCCUUGCCAUCUUUUGCAGCCAUUGAUCACAUCAAGGCGCCCAUGUCCUACAAACCCAUCAGGAAUCGCCUGGAAGUCUGACGUGGACAAGAAGUACAUCGCGCCGAUCAAGGAUGCUUCUGGUUUGCCAAAUCAAGGCAGCUUCUUUUGCUGGCACAAUGUCUCAGAUGAGGAUUUCAUCGUUUGGAUGAGAGUCGCUGCCCUGCCGAGAUUCAAGAAGCUUUAUCGCAAGAUUCCAGCGAACAAGCUGAAGCCGGGAGCGACGUACAGCCUCAUCAUCCAAAACAGAUUCCCCGUCAAGGACUUUGGAGGCACCAAGACUUUCGUCCUCUCCACGACCUCCUGGAUCGGAGGCAAGAACAAUUUCCUAGGCAUCGCCUACAUCGUCGUCGGCAUCAUUUGCGUGGCCCUUGCCAUCAUUUUCUUGGUGAAACAUUUGAUCUCCCCACGUAUCCUUGGAGAUCCGAGAUACCUCAACUGGAAGUGA
Messenger RNA from Guillardia theta CCMP2712, 921 nucleotides. RefSeq lists its product as hypothetical. The annotation marks the transcript as partial. Gene Ontology annotation, cellular component: endoplasmic reticulum; Golgi apparatus; plasma membrane. The transcript is spliced from 10 exons. Lineage: Eukaryota; Cryptophyceae; Pyrenomonadales; Geminigeraceae. The record is from RefSeq and is a predicted model, not a curated record.